Molecule: messenger RNA, 15201 nt
Organism: Bacillus rossius redtenbacheri
Lineage: Eukaryota; Metazoa; Arthropoda; Insecta; Phasmatodea; Bacillidae
Gene: alpha-Man-IIa
Product: alpha-mannosidase 2
Exons: 21
Coding region: 128-3490 (1120 amino acids)
Biological process (GO): N-glycan processing; protein deglycosylation; mannose metabolic process
Cellular component (GO): Golgi membrane
Molecular function (GO): carbohydrate binding; alpha-mannosidase activity
Source: RefSeq, a predicted model, not a curated record
AUGAUAUGUACAGGGUUGUAAUGUCAACAUGUCAGAUGCAAGUGGUAGUAAUGUAUAUGCUUAUUUUGGGACAUGUUAGCUGUACUUAACAAUUGACAGCUAGGUUAUCAGGCCGAGAUACACCAUCAUGCGUAUCCGCAAGUUGUCUGCAAUUGUGGGAGCCUGCUUGAUCUUCGGAGGCUGCAUCAUGCUGUACAUGAUCAUGGACCACACGUUCCUGCCUCAAGAGUAUCAGCAGGACAAGUGGAUGCAGCUGGAGGGACGCCUGAAGCUGCUGGAGCAGGACCUGCACCGCCACCACGAGCUGGUGGGCGCGCUGAAGCACUCGGUGAGGGAGCUGGCCAACAGCAGCAGCCAGCCGCCGGCGCCCUCCGGCCAGGCGCCGGCGCGCCAGACGCCCGACGCCAGGCGCCGGCUGCUGGGCUGCAGCCUCAGGACCAGCGCUGCCCCCGCCACCGAUGUGCAGCUGCUGGAGUUAUACAAGCAGCUGAAGUUUGACAACCUGGACGGGGGUGUCUGGAAGCAGGGCUGGAACAUAGAGUACAGUCCUCACUCGUGGAGUCCUCGCAAGAAGCUGAAGGUGUUCGUGGUCCCGCACUCGCACAACGACCCAGGUUGGCUUAAGACUUAUGAAGACUAUUAUCGCUCACAAACAAGAAAUAUUUUAAAUAAUUUGGUAAAGAAGUUGAAAGAAGAUGAACGUCGCAAAUUUAUCUGGGCAGAGACGUCAUUUCUGGCCCUGUGGUGGGACGAAAUUCCACAAGAAACGAAGGAAGAAGCAAAGAAGCUCAUCGCCAACGGACAGCUGGAGGUGGUGAAUGGCGGCUGGGUGAUGAACGACGAGGCCAACACUCACUACUACUCGAUACUCACUCAGAUGAUUGAAGGACAUCAGUGGCUGGAACACAACCUGGGGUUCAAACCAAGGAAUAGUUGGACUAUUGAUCCUUUCGGCUUGUCCUCAUCAAUGCCGUUCCUGCUGAAGAAGAUGGGAAUGGAUAAUGUUGUGAUACAGCGAGUGCACUACUCGGUGAAGAAGGCGUUAGCUAAAAAGAAACAACUGGAGUUUCGCUGGAGGCAGCUGUGGGACGGCACGGGCGCGACGGACUUCUUCACGCACAUGAUGCCCUUCUACAGCUACGACGUGCCGCACACGUGCGGGCCCGACCCCAAGGUGUGCUGCCAGUUCGACUUCCGGCGGCUGCCCGGCUACGGCAUGACCUGCCCCUGGAGGGUCCCCCCGCAGACCAUCACCGACCACAACGUCGCUCACAGAGCUGAACUUCUGCUGGAUCAGUACCGCAAGAAGGCGCAGUUGUAUCGCACGAAUGUCGUGCUGGCACCGCUGGGAGAUGAUUUUCGCUAUGAUCAGCAGUCGGAGUGGGAUGCCCAAUACAAGAGCUACCAGCGGUUGUUUGACUACCUCAACAAUAAUCCGAACUUGAAUGUUCAGGCACAGUUUGGCACACUGAGUGACUUCUUUGAUGCGGUGCGUGACGAGAUGUCACCGCUCCAGUUCCCGUCCCUCUCCGGAGACUUCUUCACGUACGCAGACAGGGACGACCACUACUGGAGCGGCUACUACACUUCCAGGCCGUUCCACAAGAGGAUGGACAGAGUGCUCGUCAAUUACCUCAGGAGUGCGGAGGUGAUCUUCUCGCUGGCGUGGAGCUCGUCGCGCCACUCCAAGGGGCUGCAGGCGCCCGAGUCGGGCCUCACGAAGCUGCUGAGCGACGCCAGACGCAGCCUCAGCCUGUUCCAGCACCACGACGGCGUCACCGGCACAGCCCGGGACAACGUGGUCGAGGACUACGCCAGGAAGAUGAUGGAAGCAAUACGAGGUUGUCAGCACAUCAUACAGCAAAGUGCAUACGCUCUACUGACUCAAUCAAAGGGUACGCUGGACCCCGAAUUUACGUAUUUCGACGUAGAUGACGUCCGCAAACACCACAACAGCUUGCCAGAGAAGACUGUCCUGGCUUUCAACGACGACGUAACUGAGCGGAGAGUUGUGGUCUACAACUCGUUGACGUGGAAGCGGAAGGAGCUGGUUACAGUUCGUGUUUCGACGCCUUACGUUAAGAUUACUGAUGCUGAAGGCAACACUGUGCCCAGCCAGACGAGUCCUGUGUUUCUUCGCUCGGGCCAACCUGCCGACUCGCAUUACGAUGUGUCGUUUGUUGGCGAAGUGCCGGCACUGGGGCUUGCAUCGUACACAGUCCACUCACUGAUGUCUAACGAGCCAUCAUCAGGCAGCGUGUUUGCUCGCUUGACGCUGCUGAACUACGAUAGAGACGUGCCAGUGAUAGAAGGGUUCCAGAGAAUAGACGUACACCCAGACGGGAAGGAGUUCUCGGUGUCCAGCGAGCUGCUCAGCGCCACGUUCAGCGCACAGGGCAUGCUGAAGGCAGUUACAUUGCGAGACUCGGGUGUCACGGUGCCUUUACAUUUGGAUUUUGCGAGGUACUCGGCGCGGCAGGGCCCGGAGAGGAGCGGGGCCUACCUCUUCCUGCCGGACGGGCAGGCGGUGGCGGUGUCCCCCGACGUGCCCCCGGUGUGGGUCGUGGAGGGCCCCCUCGUGUCCCAGGUGCGGGUGCGUCUGCGCGAGGCGUCCCACGUCGUCGCGCUGCACAACACUCCAGGUGUGGAUUCUUUGGGGCUGGAGAUUCAGAACAUUGUUGAUAUCUCUGAUUUCAACAACUACGAGCUGGUGAUGCGACUUUCAAGCAACAUCAAGAAUGGGGAAGAGUUUUUCACCGAUCUGAAUGGCAUGCAGAUGAUACGUCGCAAGCAUUUCAACAAGCUGCCUCUGCAGGCCAACUACUACCCACUUCCUAGUGCCGCGUUCAUUGAAGACGACGACAUCCGGCUCACUGUUCUUUCCGCCCAGCCUCUGGGAGUAGCAGCGUUGAAACAAGGCCAGAUAGAGGUGAUGCAAGAUAGACGACUUAACCAAGAUGACAACAGAGGCCUGGGGCAGGGUGUGAUGGACAACCGUCCGACGCCCCUGACGUUCCGUCUGCUGCUCGAGAAGAGAACCACCAAGUGCCAGUCGACCUCGCCCGACCACCCGGCGGGGUUCCUGACCUUGGCCAGCCACGCCGCCCUGCAGUCGCUGCUGCACCCUGAGCUGCGCCUGCUGUGGCGGGCGGCCCCCGGGGAGAGCCUGGGGCCCGGCCACGCCCCGGUCUCGCAGGAGCCCGGAGUGGACAUCCAGCUGGUGAAGGUGCACUCCUUCCCGCAGGACUCUGGCAGGGCCGUGGGCCUGCUGCUGCACCGCCAGCACCUGGACGCCUGCUUCCCGGGGCCGGCCGGGGGGCCGCGCCCCGGCGACGGCCUGCUGAAUGUGGGCACGCUGUUCCCACGCCAGUUCGGCAACAACAUGAGGGAAUCGUCGCUGUCCUUCAUGCACGACGGGAAGCAAGUCAGCAAGCACGCCUCCCAGCCCAUCUGCCCGAUGGAGAUGCUGGCGUUUGUGUUUGCCAGAUAGUUCGCGCAGUGGACGCUUCCUCCCGGCCGGUCGGAGUCGUGACUUCUCAACUCUGGGAGCAAUGCUGACGAGAUUAAACUUUUGUAUCAAAAGCUGGAAUAUUUUGUAGGCGGCCAAGGUCUUGGCACAGGACACUGUUUGUGGCGGGUGACGCUGAAGAGAACAAAUUGUACUGUGCAUAGUGCAUUCCAACCAACACGAACAUGUUUGAAUUCUUGCUUUGUGUUUUCUCACAGUCACGGAGGCAUGUCCUAAUUUGUGUUUAGCUGGCACGGGUUUAAUGAAUUUCAAUUUUGGCCUUUUGGCAGGAAUGGCCGUCUGAAGUUUCUUCCUUAACAGUCAAACUACAGUAAAACCUCGCUCGUACGGCCCCCAGUUCAUACGUACACCUCGCUCGUACGUACAGAAAAUAAGGCAAAAAAAAUAUGAAAAGUGUAAGAAAUACGUUAAAGUUUAUUAAAAUAUAGAGGUGGGACGAUACCACACUUUCGAUACUCGAUUCUUUAUUGUUUUUUCAGUUCGAUACUUUCGAUACUCCAGGGAAAAAUAUUUUCCCAUUAAGUAACAAUUAUUACAAAUAACAUAAAUUAGUUUUAAACUAUAUAAAUUCCCUCUUUAUUACAAAAAUACAAAUGAGAACUUUCGGAAGCAAAUAAGAAAUGUAGUAUUGUAAUGAGAAUACUUUAAAUUUAUAGUAGAUUUAACAGUUAACCUUUACGAUAGGCCUAUUGAUAUCAUGUUUUAGCUCAAUAAAAAUCACAGAUUUUUGUUUAGAAACACAAGCAUUUUAACUCGUUCAGGGUCAAGUCUACUUCUUUUCUUGUCAACAACAAGUCCAGCGGUACUGAACAGCCGUUCAGACUCAACAGUAGCAUGUGGAAUACAAAGGUACUUCCUUGCUAUCUGGCGUAGGCGAGGAAACGCAUAUUGAGUUUUCCAGUAAGCAAAUAUGUUGGUAUUGGGCGGCAACAGUGGGUCCUGCAGAUACACUUUAACUUCAUUAUCUGCUGACUGUCCAAUGUUGGUGACUGACAGAGCAGACUGCGAAAUGACUUCUGAAUAGAAAGUUGCUCCAACUUUUUCUUCUUCCUAAUAACAUAGCAGUUACAAGUUGGCAGUACAAUGGUUGGCAGUAAAGUUAGAGAAAAAUGCAUGAACAAAGUUAAAAUACUUACAGUAACAUUAUAUGUCAUGUCCAGUUCUUUAGCAGCAUUAAUCAAAAUUAUUUUAGCAUUUUCAUAUACUUCAGGUGUUCUAAAAAUAAAACCUUUAAAUCUUGGAUCCAACAAAGUAGCUAGGCAAUAUAAAGGUUCUGUCUCGUAGCUUUCACACUUCAUUUUCACUCUUCAAAUUUUGAACAACGGUAAUGUUUGAAGGUUUUUCAAGCUCACGCCAUGUACUUGUGACAAUGGGCAACACUUCUGAUAAAGUCACAUCACUUCUCCUUAGAGUGAAUGUAGCUUUAUCAAAAAUCUUGAGAAGACCCACUACAUGUUGCAUUAACUCCCAUUGAUGUGCUGUGAACUGAACAGGCAGCUGAUGCUCAGUGUCUACCAAUAUCACAGCUUGCUUCUGCUCCACAAGACGCUCCAUCAUGUGUAGGGUGGAGUUCCAGUGAGUAGGCUCAUCUUGAAUCAUUCUGUGUUGGGGGUAUUCAAAGUCUGUUGAGCCUCUUUCAAAAGUUUUCAUGCUACUACUGAAUGUUUAAAAUGACCAACUACACGUCUACAGUUUGCAGUCAAAUGAGAUACUGAUGGUGAACUCAAGAUGCCCUUAUUCACAACUAGCUGAAGCGUGUGGGCCAAACAUGGUAUGUGUUCAAACUGUGAUUCUUCAAGUGCUUUCACAAUGUUCCGUCCAUUGUCACGCACAACUGCCACUAAUUUUGCUUCUGCAAGAUUCCAAUCAGCAAAAGUUUGCAGCAUUAGAUUUCUGAUAUUUUCACCAGUGUGUGAUUGUUCUGGGAAAGGAAUCACUUCCAAACACAAGUGUUUCAGUUCAAAUUCACUAUUUAGAAAAUGAACAGUGAUGCUAAGGUAGUCGUCAUUUGCUGUAGAAGACCAAAGAUCUGUAGUUACACUCACAAACUCAAUGUUUUCUAUCUGUAUUUUUACCUUUGUUUUGCAUUCUUGGUACAGAUUGGGUAUCACAUUUGCUGAAAGGUGUUUCCUCGAAGGUAACUGGUAGCGAGGUUCAAGGUGAUGCAACAAUUGUGUGAAACCUCUGUUUUCAACUAAAGGGCUGGUUGUCUAGACAAAUCAUUUCAGCAAUUUUUUUGGUUAUGGCUUUGCUUCGAGAAUCGCUUAGUCGAAAUGUUGAUUUCUUAUCAAUGUAACUUCCUAAAGUUACCUGUUUGCUGGCUGGUUUCGGUAGGCAUGAAGCAGUGUUUACACUCACAGAGCCAGAGCUAGAUGGUCCAACAUCUGCAAUUUCAUGUUCAAUGGGCACAGUCUCAUUUUGAUUUUCAGCUGCAUUUGAAACUUCUGUUGUAUUUGGUACAGCAAGCUUGAGUCGUUUACUGUUUGCUUCGGCAAUUUCAAAUUUGUGCUUGCUGCCCAAGUGUUUCUUCAAAUUGCUAGUGUUAAACAAACGUUGUCCUCGUGAAUAUGAUUUCUUACAAAAAAUACACACAGCUUUUGUUUUGUCAUUGCUGUCUAUAAAAAAGUACUUCCAAACAUCUGACAUCUUACUGCAACAACUUUUAGCACGUUUUUAAACACUUGACCAAAAAGAGCACAUAUUUUCAAACUGCAAACAACUUUAAAGACUUGAAUAUAAAAAAUAGAAGCGAAAUACAAUCUUCAAGAGAGUUAAACCUUUAUUUUCCAGUACACGUUUUUUUUACCGCGAACAAAUGUAAAUAAAGAUAGCGCUCUCUUAAAUAAAAUUGCCGCAAACAAUGAUAGUUCGCACUGGUGGCGCCAAUUUAUGUUACUAUACGACCGCGGCAAUUGAAAACAUUCAUAAUAUCGAUACACAUCUCUGGUACUUACCAUACACGAGAGAUGAGACAUGUACUUACUCUAUGAUGUUGACUGUUAUUACUAGGCGUGUUAUUGCUACUAUUGCGACGGAUUGCGAGUGGAGUCAAUUAAUAUGAAUUUUAAGUGCUCGAUAUUUCUAUUUCUACUAAUUUUUUUUUCAAAUUUCCUGUGAAUUCAAUGUUAGAAGUGUUACGUACGAAAAAAGUAACUUCUUGAAAACGAAACAAAAACAAUAUAACCUUACUUUACCGUUUGUUUACUAUUGGCAAGUUGCAGAAACGACUUAUAUAAUUAUAAUUUAUUCUAAAGUACGCCUAUUGGUUAUCAUAAUUACGGCUGAAAAGCUGUUCUAGUUGUAUUUUGUAUGAUGGCGAAACAAAACUUAAUUCAAUACAAAUGAACAAACAUUCCGCUAUCGAAAAAAUGUAUCGAACUUACAGUUUCGAUACUCGAUACUUUGCGAUACCGUCAAGUAUCGAAGGUAUCGAGGUAUCGAGGUAUCGAAGUAUCGAAAGUCUCAUCACUAUUAAAAUACAGUUGCAACCUGCAGCGUUUAUAACAAAUACGGGCUACAUACACAUUGCGUCACAGUAAAAAAUUAAAAAAAAAGGCCGCAAAUUGAUGGAAAUAUACCGUUAAUAGCGCGCCGUACGCGGAGAAAGGUCAUUGUACUCGGUCAGCUGUUGUUACAGCGCAGUGGUAGCCGCCGGCUGGCUCUCUUUGUUUACUGAGCUGCGCAUGCGCAGUAUAACUCACUCUAUGCUCCGCCCAGACUCGUGACCUUCCAUCAGCAGCCAGCCAAUAGAUGCAAGCUUAGCGGGAAAAAAAUAUAAGCUCCACCUCCCGUGUACCAGUUUUGUCAAGUUCUGAUACCAGUUUAUUGGUAUACGCACCAGUUUUCUCGCUGCCGUGACAUUUUCAAGUUUACGUUCAUCUUUAUGUCUUGAUACCAAUGAUUAAUUAUUAUUUACAAUCCCCAGAAAGAAAUAGUUAGUUAAAAAAUAUGUGUCAACUGUGUAAUACUUCUUAAAUUAUUAAAUACUUAUAAAACAGUUACAAGACUCCGCUCAUUUUAUUUUGUGAUGUUUAUGUCUCGUACCAAUAUUUCGGCAUGGCCUAAAAGUGCGACGUAUAUUCUGCUGUGUGUAGCGUGUGAUACCCAUUGCUAUGCUUCUUUUACACGCCUAGGCUUAAAUUAAUACAUGUUUAGAAAUAAAAGAAACUUUAUAAAAUAUAUAUUUUUUGCGAUUUAAAAUGCUCACUGCCAACUAUAAACGUUACGUUUUUCACAAUGUUUUUAGGCCUACUAGCUAAUCUUAUCUACAUUUAUAAAGAACCCACUGUAUUUUUUUAUUUGAGCGAAUAUGUUACGUGUUAAUUAUUAUUAUUAUUUUAUUGAUAUAAAAUAUCAAAAAUGUAAAAACGGGCCGUACGGCACUGCCUUCGUAAGCUGUAUAUUUGGCCUAGACAUAGUGUUGAGUCUUUUUUUUAUUUUUAUGUUUGAUUAGCCCAAGUGUUGUUUCUGCAUGAAUAGGAUAUCAUUUCGAUCGAAAAUACAUCAGCAUAAUAAACAUACACGUAAAAAACCUUACUUGUUUUCCAAAGGCACAUGUACGUGACCUUAUAGACACGGCAACAGCAAUUCAUUUCCCACGGCAGCAGAGGGAAAAAGGUUGGUGGUGGGGGGGAGUAGCCACAUGGACGUGAUUUAGGCCUCACUGGUUCGUACGGACAAAUUUUGGAGAACCGUGAUUGUACGUAGAAUAGAGGUUUUACUGUAGCAGGAAUGCACUUAGGUUUUUGUUAUUUUUUUGUUAUGAUGUUUAAAGCAGCAUCUACUGUAAAAUUUGAUAUUAUUUUUAGUGUAAGAGUUCCACUUGAAGCUGUUUUAAAGCUUUGUGUGUUUAUGCAGUAGAGAUCAUUAUAAGGGAAUGUUUAUGUUUUACUACACAAUGUAAAUAGUGCAUGUUAGUUGUGCCGUGGGGUCUAUGUUGCUUGGUGCAGAGGGUAGUCUUGCCAGUGAAGUGUCUAGUCAGUUGUAGUGGCGGUUUUACAGCCAUAAAACGUGUGGUCUACAGUUUCAUUUACAGUUACUUUUACAAUUGGUUUGAGAGCAAUGAUUUUAACAGCAGCCAGUUGCAGGGACAAAUUCUGCAGUAAGAAACAUUUUUUGGCAGUGAAUUUACUUUCAUCAAACUUUGAGGUUUAAGCCUGUUGCUGAGCUCCCUCGCAGAUUGUGUGAGUGGAUGUGAAUGGGUGAGGUAGGUUACUGGACUCUAGGAAUAGUUGUUUUCUCGUAGUAUCAAAACCGUGCAUAUUUUGACUAUAGUGUUCAGGGUUGCUACAGGUAUAGAAAACAUGGAAAACUAGGAAAAAGUCAGGGAAAUCACUGAAUAUUUCUGUAGUUUUUUGUUGUGAUAGCAAAAUUAACCCGAAAAUACCAUUUCCGCCAACGUUCAGGCAACUGAAAAACUGCUCAAACGUUUACUAAUCAUGAAAUUUUGUUGAUUUUCCUUUUCCUGAAACCCCUUUUUUUUUUUUUUUUUUUUUUUUUUUUUUUUUUAAACCACAAAGGGGGUACACUUAUUUGCGGGUGCUUACAUACAAGCUUGAUAGCCUACAAGCUUUAGGUGAAUCUUUAGCAAUUGUAUAAAAACACUUGUAUACAUCUAAAUUGGCAAUAAUUUAGCUAAGGUGACACAUUUGAAGGCACAUACGUCUUUCCCCCCAAAAAAGCAACAUCAAGUGAGCCGCGGGAUAGUUUUUGUCUGAGUUAGGGAAUUUUGGAAUUUCAAGCUGGCAGCAACCCUGAUUGUUGAACUGCAAUUCUGUUACUUUUUGGUGUAAGCUAAAAUUCUUUGUCACUCGAUUGUUUAUUUCACAUAGGGAUCUUAGGUAUUCAAAUAUUUCUUUUAAUGUUCCUUUUUGAUAGUAACAAUAAGUGGGAUUCUUUGAUUUAAAAAAAAUUGAUGGAACAUGUUUGAAGCCGAGAAAAUUUAUAGAGUUUUUGGGAUUGGUUUCCUGCAACUAAUUUUUGUAUGUAACAGAACUCUGUUAUUAUACAUUGUCAGUUGUAUUAACAAAACCAUUUUCAAACUUAAAAUUUACUGGCCUAAGAAAAUAUAGUUUCAGAUUUUUGAUUUUCUCACAUUUUUUUUGCCACACUAUUAUGAUUGCAUGCAUAUAUUUCUCUUUUUGAUUUCACUUUGUACUGCAUCAAUUUUCCUUGGAUACUUUUGAAACGUGAAGAAAAAGUUUCACCCUAUGUUUGAAUUUGAUUAGAAUAAUAUUCAGUAUUUGAUUUGAUAUUCAUGAAUAAUUUUAUAUUUGAUUCAAAAAAAUAUCAGGAUUCUCUAUCAGCCUACAAGAGUAUUACGUAUGUUCUCUUAAGUUAUGUGGUGUAUAGGGAACAUGUAUGUAUAAAGUUUUAUAAAAUCACAAUUUCUAUUCUUCCUUCCUCUGUCUCGUCUUUAUGCAAGCGUAAUGUCAUUUGUGUAGUCAUCAAAUUGUGUCUCGAUUUUGGUAGUAACUGGUCCUUGUGUUUGUAGUUAUUGUGAACAUUAAGCAAAAGGAAUAGCUUAACUUUGCAAGAUGAAUAAACUUACGAUAGUAAAGGUAAUUGUGGCCAAUAUUAAAAAAUUAAAAAAUACUUUAUCUUGAUCUUUUAAAGAAUUUGGUUGAAGUUUAGCAGUUGGCACGAGGCAAGUACAUGUACAAUUAAACCUUAUUAAUUAAAAUCCUUUUAAUACAAAACUCUCAUUAACUCAAAAUGUUUUCACAGUCCUUAGAAAUUACUCAGUAGUUAUAGUGCUAAAUAAUUUAUUUAAUACAAAAGUAUGGUUAUUAUGUAAUAUAAAGUUUUUUUUCCAAGGGUAAACAAUUGCAUGAAGUACAGGAUAGUUAAUACAUACAAAUAUCACAGAAUAAAUUAAAGAAACUGUGAAGUUUCAACUUAAAUAAUACUGAUGCCAUUGCUUUAAUUCAGUGUAGAUUUGGGAAAAAAUCUUUGAAAUUACAUAUUCUUCCAAAAUGAUGGUAUUUCUUUUUGUUGGUAGUCGUUGAAACUUUGCUUUAUUCUUCUGUCUUAAAUCCUUAAAAAAGUAAUGCUGUUAAGACUUUUUCAAGGGACUGGAUGCAAAAAGCUUAUCAACAGGAAAACUUCUCUAAAAAAGGGAAAUGCAUCUACAUAUUUCAAAUUCAGUUGCUAAAUAAAAACAAAUUUUACUCAAAUGAAAUACUGUAUUAACUCAAAAAUUACACUUAAAUAUUAUUAUCGUCAGCAUGCUGGAAAUUCAUACAAGUAUCAGUAAACUUAAAAAUUAAACUGAACUUAAUUCAAUAACCACAAUAACAAAAUUUAUCAAAACAACACUGGCAAUAAACAGUAACUAAUAUAAUAUUUACUGUUUUGAAAAAUAGUAAAAUACUCGUUCAGAGUUGUUUAGGUAAUAUAUUUUCAGACUGACGCAACACAAAAUUGUCCAAUUCUCACAAACUCGUUCUCACACUAUCUGGAACAUUUUGUGUACAUACCAACCUUCAUUUUUUCACACUUUGACGAAAUACCAAUAGCCAAAAGUUGGUCUUGCCUCAUUAUGAAUCGGCAUCCCGAGUUUUUUUUUUUUCAUCAACUUCCGAUAUUAUUUUCAGUUUUUCUUAAAAAACAAUGCUUUCCAUUUAAUGGGUCCUCCACUACUUGUAGAUGCCAUUAAACACUGUUUUUCACAACACUAAAGUUUUUUAUGCUUAAUAACCUUAAAAUCAACCCUUAAAAGAUCGCAAACUAAAACCCCUUACUUGCAGGUUAUCAAUUUAUUAUUGUUUACUGAGCAUGAUACAAAGUGCGUGCACUACUUGCAGAAAAUAAAAUAAAAAUGCAAAUAGGUCAACAAUAUUGGCUGGUGGUAAUCUGGUGUGCUGUGUAUUCAUCACGUGGUAUAACUUGAAUAGGGAAAAUGGAACAGCCUCUCAGUCUAUACGAAUGCAAGCAGAUGAUUUGUCGAAAAAUUCACUUGUAACAGUGUGUGGCGUGUGUCACAGGUUUCGACGGUCAUGUUCUGUACAAAUUAUUUUGUUGUUAUUGUUUGGAAAAACUUAAAUUUUAAAUAAUUAACAAUAAAAAGAGUUUAAAAGUUUAAAUAUAAACAUUAUUGUUUUAUUUUUUUCCACAAAUACUGAACGUAAUAAGCGGGAAAACGUACAUCACAGUCUUAGAGUUUACUGUACUUGCUGAGUAGUGUAAUUUGUGUUUGCAUCAAUUAGAAAAAAAAAGUUAUUGUUUUAGAUAAUGUAAAUACAGUACACUCCCUAUUUAACGCGGUUGUCGGGGGACAUAACUUUUACCCGCGUUGUUGCAUAACCGCGAUGUUUCGAUGUGACCAAGGUCAAAAGUCAUAAAACACCGCCUGUGUUCUAAUAGGUCGGCAAGCACGCACAGUAUAGACGGCCCGCCUUUGUGCGGACUUUGCAUCCGCAGUUUUCACUAAACGCGGGUGAAAAAAUAAAAAUAAUAAAUUUUAAAGAUAAAUAUUAAAUGAUUUUUUUUUCCCGCAUGCCGCGCACAGUUUGUCGCACGGCCUACGAGCGCGCCACACGCCGCCAUACACACGUGCGGCACACAAGCUGCUGCCAGUCUCGUGGUGUCAGCCACAGUAUCUGCUUCGUCUGAGUGUCCGUAACAAAGUAAGGGCAGUGUGUGCGGUUACACACGAUUCUGUGGUCAAAGUCUUCUAAAUAGAAAGGCCAUAGUAAUACUUCAAACCGAAAAUGAAUCGCAAAGUACCGAGUUUGAUUGACAAAAUAAAAAUUCUAGAUUUACGUACUUACAGAUAGCGUGUCUUUUGCAGAAGUAUGCAGCAGAUACGUGAAAAACGAUUCUAGCAUUCGUACAAUAUAAAAUAAAGAAUCGUCUAUCGUGUAAAGUGGCUAAUCUUUGUUAUCCAUGCUUACAUUAAAUUAUAAAUGGUCACAUGUGGGAUACAAAAAUUGCGCCAAAAUAAUUUUAGCGCAAUAAGUGGCGCCGUAUUAAAAAGUCUGUUAAACGUUGUCUUUACUUAUUCUAUCAAACGCUGUGUCGAGUUGCUGAGUGUGUGUGGCUCGGAUCGGCAAGUGUUAUAUUCCCUAGCCUCUGGUUAAAGGUCGGGAGUCCGCUACACAUAAACAUAUCCGGGGCUUGUUUACUACCUCACGGCAAAAGUGGUACAGUAUGGUUCACGUAAGUAUUGGUCCACUGGGAAUUCCUCGGCAAAGAUUAAAAAUACGCUAGCUGAUUUACUUUACUAUUUAAUGUUAAAACAUUAUACCAAAGUAAAAAGAUGAACGUGUAUAAUACAACGAAUAAAAUUACGUCUGUAGGUUCAAGUUAUAACAAAACAUUUAUAUGUCUCCGCUUGCCAACACACGUGACCACGAGAAGUGUGCCGACGGAAAUGAGUGAACUACUCAAGGUCACCAGUCUUCCCCCCUUUCGGCUUAAUCGCCCCUCUCAUCUCUGGCGCUUAUAUUCCACUCCUCCCGUCUACCCGGGUGUCUUGGUCGCAUAUUCUCGGCUCGCCUCUCCCCUCCCAGCGCUUGCCGUCAACCAAACCUAUCCAAAAUCAAUCCCCAGCCGAGUCACGCUGGAUAAUGUCGCUGGACGGUGGGCUUAAUCGGGUCCCCUGUCCGAUGCUUUAUUUGUGGGUUAAAAAAAAUGUUAAGAACUAGUGUUUCAGAAAAUAACACUGGGCUGGAUUGGACCAUAAUUUGAAAACACUACAAGAUAGAGGAAUAAUUUACGGAGAUAUCUUGUUAAGAAUUUCACUGCGGACAUUUUCUACGCCUAGGCUUUUUUCUGCCCGUUGCUUAGUUUGUUAGUGACAACGCAAAAUUAUCCUAAUCGGCUGUCAACCAUUUAUUGCAUUAUUAUUACAGUAGAACCUCGUUAAUCCGUGACGCGCUAAUUCGGGAAUCGAAUAAUCCGGGACGAUUUAAAAGUGCAGAAAAAAAAAAGAGAAGUAAAUAUUGUCAGCGCCUAAAAUUAACGUCACGCGGGCCGGCGGCCGGCAAACACUGCAAGCCUUCGCAUGGGCCGCCAAACUCUGCUACGCUGUUUGUACCGACCCUUUGUGUCGUCCCCCUUUCAGCUGUCACAUUUGUCACUCUUUAAACUUGAGGGGGAUGUCCUGACUUCUGCUUCCCGUCUCCCUUUGUUUGUUUCCACCCGCCAACGCACGGCAGGCGCCUGGUGAGUGACGUGUCUGGCUGGCAUUCGGCUGGACGAAGUUUUGAUGAGGGGGGAAGGGGGGGGGGGGGGGCUACCCAAAAUUUAUGUGUGCAAGUUCAGCACGAUCUUAUCUUUCUCUCUUCGGCUGUUGUAAAUGACCGUGAACUAAUGGCUAGGCAGUGCCGUAUUUUUUUAAGCCGAGACUAAUUCGAAGACGGCCCUUACCGUGAACGGAUUAUCCGUGUUUAUUACUUUUUUUUUUACAGGAUUUUAAUUAUCCGGGCAUCGGCGGGUCCCAAUUAACACGAAUAAUGGAGAGUUUACUAUUUUUUAUCCAUCUGCUGCCAAGGCGCAGUAAGCCUCGGUAGAUGUUACGUCACAUGACCUUGGCCUUAACCCAGCUGCACGCCGGUGUCUGAGAAGCUUGACAAGACCUUCCGGGCUUUUAAUCGCUAGUCCGUGAAAUUCGGUAAUCCUUGAUUAUCUCGGUCCCGACCAUCACGAAUUAACGAGGUUCUACUGUUGUUGUUAUUAUUAUUCAUUUAUGAUUGGGGGACAUGGUUUGACCCGCGAUAUACCCGAUUCCGCGAUCUAUCGGGGCGCGGUAUACCGGGAGUUUACUGUAUAUGUCUAUGAAAAAAGAAGUAUAGCUAAAAAUUUCCCAAAAUGAAUUAAGAACAAUAUUUCUAUUAAUUUACCAGUUACCAUUAUAUAAAUACAUUUUUUUGAGACUCAAAUAUUGAAAAACAUUUUUAGUACCUACGAGAAAACCAGCAACCGAAUGUUUUGGAACUUAACAUUUUAACUUGAUUUUUUUUCUUCUAAAUUUCUGAGUUUCCACUAAAAUUGGCCAAAUUUUCCUAAACUUAAAAAUUUUUGAUGAUCUUAACUGGUUUUUUUUUCUAAUUCUGUAUUUGAGAUUCUUGACAUCCUUAUUUGUUUGUUUGUGCUGAAACCGUGUGACAGUCCUAGCAAUAUUGAUUAGUCCUUUAUGAUGGACAGUGACAAGGCUCUGACAGUAAUCCUAAAAUCUAGAAUGCUAUCUGAGGUCACAGAUCAGUAAAGGUCUUAGAUCAGUAUAGGCCACAGUCAUUCACUUUUAAACUGAAUUCUAAUGUACUGUUCAUUAUUUCGCAAGUCAGUUGAUAAUUAUUGCAAAAUAGUUUCAUCAUAACAAAUUUGUUUGGCAGCAAAGUUCUACAGAAGGACUUUAUGUUCAUGACCUGCAAUAGAAUACACAUGAGCAUGGUUUCAUCGCAUCCAGCAAUUGGGUGAUAAUUAUUUAGUUACUAUCUUUACUAGGUGAGUGGUUUCUACAUCUAAUGUUGUUUGUCUAGUGUGGUCAGAUUGUAACUGGAGUGAUUUGUAGUGAUAACGGAUUGUAAAUUUUAUUGCCUUUUUUUUAAAAAUGUUUUAUUCUGUUUUUGGUUCCUGCAAUGUGUGUUUGCUUGCAUGGUUAUUUAUAACAUUUGUAGCAUUCUUUGGCUGCAGCCAAAAUAUCUUGUAAUAAACAUUAUAUGUUUACA